Molecule: messenger RNA, 2745 nt
Organism: Neoarius graeffei (lesser salmon catfish)
Lineage: Eukaryota; Metazoa; Chordata; Actinopteri; Siluriformes; Ariidae
Gene: grm8a
Product: glutamate receptor, metabotropic 8a
Exons: 10
Coding region: 1-2745 (914 amino acids)
Biological process (GO): regulation of synaptic transmission, glutamatergic; G protein-coupled glutamate receptor signaling pathway
Cellular component (GO): membrane
Molecular function (GO): group III metabotropic glutamate receptor activity
Source: RefSeq, a predicted model, not a curated record
AUGGCGUUACAACCCACAAGCCCGAAGUGGGCACCAUACCAGCUUCUUCUUCUCCUAACGACUGAGAUUUGCUGUUGGUUGCCAUUGUUUUCUCAGCGCUUGGAGCCUCUACCAACAGAGUAUGCCCACUCCAUCCGAAUCGAUGGUGACAUCAUCUUGGGUGGCCUAUUCCCGGUGCAUGCCCGUGGUGAACGAGGAGUACCCUGUGGAGAGCUGAAGAAGGAGAAGGGCAUCCAUCGCCUGGAAGCCAUGCUCUUUGCCAUCGACCUCAUCAACAAGGACCCAGAGUUGCUGCCUAAUGUGACCCUCGGUGCUCGCAUUCUGGACACCUGCUCCCGGGACACAUAUGCCCUUGAGCAGUCACUCACCUUUGUCCAAGCACUCAUUGAGCGUGAUGGUUCGGAUGUACGCUGCGCAAAUGGUGACCCCCCUGUCUUUACCAAGCCUGACAAGAUAGUAGGAGUGAUCGGAGCAUCUGCCAGCUCCGUCUCCAUCAUGGUAGCCAAUAUCUUGCGGCUAUUCAAGAUUCCUCAGAUCAGCUAUGCAUCCACAGCUCCAGAGUUGAGUGACAACACCCGAUAUGACUUCUUUUCCCGUGUGGUGCCGCCAGACUCCUACCAGGCACAGGCCAUGCUGGACAUCGUCACAGCCAUGGGUUGGAACUAUGUGUCCACUCUGGCCUCUGAGGGCAACUAUGGCGAGAGCGGAGUGGAGGCUUUCAUUCAGAUCUCUCGAGAGAUAGGUGGGGUGUGUAUCGCUCAGUCUCUAAAGAUCCCACGGGAACCAAGGCCGGGAGAAUUUGACAAAAUAAUCAUGCGGUUGCUGGAGACCCCCAACGCCCGUGCAAUCAUCAUGUUUGCAAAUGAGGAUGACAUCAGACGAGUCCUGGAUGCUGCUAAAAGGAACAACCAAACAGGGCACUUCCUGUGGAUUGGUUCAGACAGUUGGGGCUCCAAGAUCUCACCAGUGAUCCAGCAGGAGCAGGUGGCUGAGGGUGCAAUCACCAUCUUACCAAAACGAGCUUCAGUCGACGCCUUUGACCGUUACUUCCGAAGCCGCUCGCUUUCCAAUAACAGGCGGAACGUGUGGUUUGCUGAAUUUUGGGAGGAAAACUUCAACUGCAAAUUGGGGAUGCAUGGCAAGCGUCUGGGAAGCUCCAAAAAGUGCACAGGGCUGGAGAAGGUGGGCCGUGACUCCAGUUAUGAGCAGGAGGGGAAGGUUCAGUUCGUCAUGGACGCCGUGUAUGCAAUGGCCCAUGCUCUGCACAGCAUGCAUCGCCACCUGUGUCUCGGAUACCCCGGCCUCUGCCCCCGCAUGAGCAACAUCAGUGGCAAAGAGCUACUGGAGUACAUUCGCAAAGUCAAGUUUAAUGGAAGUGCAGGGACUCCAGUUUCCUUCAAUCAAAAUGGUGAUGCACCUGGACGCUACGACAUCUUCCAGUAUCAGAUAAGCAAGAGUUCAGUGGCGGAAUAUAAAGUGAUUGGGAGCUGGACAAAUAAGCUACACCUAGAUGUGGAUGCCAUGCACUGGAGGACAGGUGACCCCACACUACCGGUGUCUGUGUGCAGCGUGCCGUGUCGGAUGGGUGAAAGGAAGAAGACUGUAAAGGGUGUCCCAUGUUGUUGGCACUGUGAGCGCUGCGAGGGCUACCACUACCAGGCAAGCGAGUUCAACUGUGAGAUGUGUCCCUAUGAACAGCGACCUGACCGCAACCGUACUGGCUGCCAGCCUAUUCCCAUCAUUAAGCUGGAGUGGUACUCACCUUGGGCAUCUGUGCCUGUCUUCAUCUCAGUGCUGGGCAUUCUGGCCACCAGUUUUGUGGUGCUCACGUUCAUGCGCCACAAUGAUACACCCAUUGUGCGGGCAUCAGGCCGUGAGAUGAGCUAUGUGCUACUGACAGGCAUCUUCUUGUGCUAUGCCAUCACCUUCCUGAUGAUUGCUACACCAACUGUUGCUGUCUGUUCUCUGCGACGUAUAUUCCUGGGCCUGGGCAUGUGCUUCAGCCAUGCGGCACUGCUCACGAAGACCAACCGGAUCCAUCGUAUCUUCGAGCAGGGCAAGAAAUCUGUUGCAGCUCCACGCUUCAUCAGUCCUGCCUCACAGUUGGCAAUCACCUUUAGUCUAAUCUCUGUGCAGCUGUUUGGCGUGUUUGUAUGGUUUGCUGUUGACCCGCCUCACACAGUGGUGGACUAUGGUGAGCAGCGCACUGCUGACCCAGACAAGGCACGGGGUGUACUCAAGUGUGACAUUUCAGACCUUUCUCUCAUUUGCUCAUUGGGCUACAGCAUCCUCUUAAUGGUCACAUGCACUGUUUAUGCCAUCAAGACCCGGGGGGUGCCAGAGACCUUCAAUGAGGCCAAGCCUAUAGGAUUUACAAUGUACACAACCUGCAUCAUUUGGUUAGCUUUUAUACCCAUCUUCUUUGGCACAGCACAGUCUGCAGAGAGGAUGUACAUCCAGACCACCACCCUCACCAUCUCUCUCAGCCUGAGUGCCUCAGUAUCACUGGGGAUGCUUUACAUGCCGAAGGUCUACAUCAUCAUCUUCCACCCAGAGCAGAAUGUGCCAAAGUGCAAGCGCAGCUUCAAGGCCAUUGUCACUGCAGCCACCAUGUCGGGAAAGCUCACCCAGAAAGGAGGCGAUCGCCCCAAUGGAGAGGUCAAGACAGAGCUCUGCGAAAGCAUGGAGACCAACACACCCUCCACCAAGACCACUUACGUCAGCUAUACUAAUCACGCCAUCUGA